Messenger RNA from Symsagittifera roscoffensis, 637 nucleotides. RefSeq lists its product as uncharacterized. The transcript is spliced from 3 exons. Bases 80 to 532 code for a protein of 150 amino acids. The record is from RefSeq and is a predicted model, not a curated record. NCBI's taxonomy places the organism in Eukaryota, Metazoa, Xenacoelomorpha, Acoela, Convolutidae.
AAUUGUUGUGAUAAACUUAUUAAAUAGGUAGUUCUGAUAGGUGAAUUAAUGAGAUAGACCUUCACGGCCCUUAGUACUGAUGUCGUCAGCUUCGAAGCAGGAAAUGCCUCCGGUUGGCGGCUACCCGGUGUUCCGCUGGUCUCGCAACCUGGGCAAGUGGGCCAAAGCAGGGUGGGGCUGGAAGGCGCUGGCAGUGACGGUGGGGUUGACUGCCUGGGGCAACUACCAUCUAAUGAGACAGUUCCAGAUGUACAAGGAGUAUCAGCGGGAGGAAUUCGAAGUUCAUCAUGCGGUUCACGCGCUGCUCAUGGCCGAGAACGGCAGACGACAACUGAGGGACAUGCGAGAGGCGAGAGAAGUGGAGGCUGACUUGAUGAAAGACGACCCCAGCUGGGUGGUGGGGGAGUCGCACUACUUCAGCCGAAGGUGGCCCCACAACCUCAUGGGGGCAGUGAACACGCAAGAAGUGAGACCAUUCGAGUCGCGAGGCUCAUUGGCCAAUGAAGUCAAAUCGUACAUCUUCAAUGUGUAGAAGUUGCGAGUCAUUGAAUAAUGUUUAAACUGAGUCUGUUUUUAAGCACUUGAUAACGAAAUGCAUUGUCAUAAUUAGAUUUGUACAAAUAAAAGUUUACAGGAA